Polypterus senegalus (gray bichir) is the source of this 3240-nucleotide messenger RNA. Its product is annotated as myelin regulatory factor-like protein. Gene Ontology annotation, cellular component: nucleus; endoplasmic reticulum membrane. The coding region runs from base 292 to 2937 and encodes 881 amino acids. Lineage: Eukaryota; Metazoa; Chordata; Cladistia; Polypteriformes; Polypteridae. The record is from RefSeq and is a predicted model, not a curated record. The transcript has 26 exons. Gene Ontology annotation, biological process: positive regulation of DNA-templated transcription; protein autoprocessing. Gene Ontology annotation, molecular function: DNA-binding transcription factor activity; sequence-specific DNA binding.
CAAAGGUCUCCAGAAAAGUAAACUAGGCUUGGCUUUGGCAUUUCUCUUUUUUUUUUGUUGUUGUCUUCUUCAUACUGAAAGAAGAGAGAAAUAGGAAAUAAAAGAGGCUUGUGAACCCCUGGAGUUCCAGAAAUGAUCUGACGACGGGGGAGGAGGGGACACCAAAACGAGAAGGCCGGAGCCUCUCACCAUGGAUGACACCUAGAAGACUCCACAGACUGGAAAUAAGACGCUGCCGGAGACUGUGGCACAGAAAAGCAGCUUGGGAAGAGGUAGCAGCUCUGCCCUGUCAUGCCGAUGGACGUCUUGGGGGAAAAUGAAGCUCUGCAGCAGUUCUUUGAAGGACAUGAUGUCAGCGGCGUCCUGGAGAACCCGGUGUUGGACACCAGUGUCCUGGAGCAGUACCUCUCAAGUGACUUUGACCCUGCCUCCUUCUUGCUCCCAGAAUCCCCUCCUGACUCAAGCUCAGACCCCUGUUCUCCUCCUCAGACAACAGCUUCCCUUGUAGAAGUGAGUUGUGGCACCCCCUGGCCUCCCGCUGCUCUGUUGGAACCUCCAUUUACUCCAGCCAUCAACCCCAUUGUGACCAAGGGAUGCAGUGGAGAGCCACCUUACAGAUGUGUGGAAUUUCCAGGAGCCUCCGGUGCCACUCCACUGCCCAUGUGUGGUGCUACAUCUUCUUGCACUGUGGCUUCAGCUUUCCCUUAUGCACCUAUGAGUGCCACCGUGAGUACCGGGGGUCCGAUCCAACUUCCAAAAAAGAGAAAGCGCUGUGACUCUGGUGAAGGUGGCGUCAAUCCAAGUGUGUCAAACUCCACCAGCUUAUGCUCAACCACUCUGGGGAAUGCUGUCUAUUGUGGGGAUGGUCUGGGCUAUGAGAGUGAUGGACAGAAUGCGCAGUGUGGGUCAGGAUGGUACCAGUCUUUAACCUGGAGCCCAUACCAGUCACACCAGUGGACUCCUCUGUUCGACUCCAGAAGCAACAGUUUGCCAACUCCAGGCUACCAAGUGGAUGCUGACAAAGGCUUCAAUUACUCCCUCUGUGAUGAGGCCUUCGUGUGUCAGAAGAAGAACCACUUCCAGGUGACAGUACACAUCGGCAUGAUGGGAAACCCCAUGACAUUAAAGACCCCUAAGGGAUUCACUCCGAUUGAUGCAUUCUACAUAAACGUCUUCGGCAUCAAGGCGGACACACCAAGUCACAUCGUGAUGAUUGAGCAGUCUCAGUCUGACCGAAGCAAAAAAUCAUUCCUGCCUAUCAAGGUAAACCUUCCAGGAGACAAGAUCACCAAAGUCACUCUGGGGAGGCUGCACUUCAGUGAGACCACUGCAAAUAACAUGAGGAAAAAGGGAAAGCCAAAUCCUGACCAAAGAUACUUCAUGCUGGUAGUUGGGCUCUAUGCUGCACAUCAGGAUCACAAGCUACUAGUAACAGCACACAUGUCUGAAAAAAUCAUUGUGAGGGCCUCAAAUCCAGGUCAGUUUGAAAAUGACAGUGACACGUUGUGGCACCGUGGACAAACUCCAGACAGCGUGAUCUGUCAUAGCCGAGUCGGGAUCAACACAGAAACACCUGAUGAAGCCCUAGUAGUUUGUGGAAAUGUCAAAGUCAUGGGAACAGUGAUGCACCCGUCAGACCUGCGAGCCAAACACAACAUUCAGGAGGUGGACACCACGGACCAGCUCAGAAGAAUUGCACAGAUGAGAAUUGUGGAGUAUGACUACAAGCCAGAGUUUGCUUCAAAAAUGGGGAUCGACCAAACACACGAAACAGGGGUCAUAGCUCAAGAAGUCAUGGAGCUCCUGCCUUCUGCUGUGAAGGAUGUUGGGGAGGUGACCUGCACUGGCGGGGAGAGGAUCGGCAACUUCCUUAUGGUGGAUAAAGAGAAAAUUUUCAUGGAGAAUGUCGGGGCCGUGAAACAGCUGUGCAAACUGACAGACAACUUAGAGACUCGCAUUCAGGAGCUGGAGAUCUGGAACAAACACUUGGCCAAGCUGAAGCGUUUUGGAAGUAUGAAGUCCAGCAUCAGCGAGAAGAUCCCCAGCAGGAAAGUGAGUAAAGGCUGCCCCAUGCCUGCUCCUCCGCAGCCGACGCUCAUAAGGGCCGUGAAGGAGAAGUUCAAGCAUUGUUCUCAGCACAAGCUCUUCAAGGCGACCAUCAUUACCCUCGUGGCCAUCAUGGCGUUUUGCGUGAUUACAAUUUCUGCACUUUACAUGCUGAGUCUGGUGGAAGAUGAAAGUACUGAGCUGGGAAAACUCACAACUCCAGACACAUUGACAACGCCUGCCUCUGCUCUACCAACCGGCAAAACAAGCACAGUCACACCAGAACCCUGGCCACCUGACAUCAGUUUUUGUAACAUUCCUCCCUGUGAAGUUGCGUUCUGCUGCAAUGGUAGCUCCUCACCCUUCCGGCGAGCACGUAAGGCCGUGAGGAGUGACAGUCAGUGGACAGAUCCUCAACUCAUGCACCGAGAGAGGCAAGAACAUAGCAGAAAUGACCAAGAUUGGAAGAAUACAACUCUUGAGUCCAUCCUCAUUGAUGAGAGCCAGCAAAUCAUUGACUUUCAGUACUGCAUGAAACACCAGUGCAGGGCUGGGAACUACACAUUUGUGAUACCCAUUAGCAAAUACAUCCCACCCAAGACGAAAGUGACCCUGGUGAUGAACUCAUCUGAGGCGCUCAUCAUCUACCUGUGCAAUUACAAGGGAGAGCAGCUGUGUCCGGGUGAGCAGCCCAGGCAGACGUGGGAGGAGUCGCCGUUUUACUCCUUGGGGUAUCACCAUGUCUGGCCGCUGUGGGUGACCAUGUCCGACAGAAGCAUGCUCCACUUUCGCUCUGCUGUUCCGGGUCGAGCACAUUGUACAACAGAUCGAAACUGGGCCGGGGAGCUCUUCACCGAUUAUUACUUCCAUUUCUACAGAAGAUGCCCCUGAUGCCUCCAUGCCUCAACCCCCAACCAUUCAGCGACCGAGAGCUACUGACUAGAAUUUAAGAUGUGGCUCGUUAGUAGAUCGGAACGGGGAAACCCACAAGGACCCCAAAUGAGGAGAGAACACUUAGCUGCCUGGAAUAUUUAUGAGUGCCCUGUGCCCAGAUUGGCAGGGGCGGGUAUGACCAUAUUUAUGACUUUUUUUUUUUGAUUGAAAUGCUGUACCUGAUUUUGUAUAUUAGAUGGCAGGACACUGCACUGUCUUUUCAUUAAAUGCCCCAGCUGUUUGUUUCUGCUGUUACUCUGC